AAGGGCUGCGAGAGGAGGGCUGGGGGUCCGGCAGAGCAUCUGCAGCGAGGAGGGGGCUGCUGCAGAGGAGCCCCUCCUCGGAGAGGCGGCGCCUGGCGGGGUGACAUCAGCUGCUGGGGAGCUGGGAUGCUGAGCCUGGCCCUGGCGAGGCGGCUGAGCCAUCGCUUCCAGCUCCAGCCUCCCCCUCCAGCCCCACCCCGCACAGCUCGGGGGUCCCAUCCCCCAAAAAAAAAAACAAAAGGAGCCUGCUGUCCCUGCCCAGGCAGGCCCGGCGGGUGCUGAGGAUGCUGCGCUAGGGGCUGCGGAUGGUGCUCACUCUGCUCGUCUCCGUCUACAAACUGUGCCGCUUCUUCACCAUGUCAGGCCCCGAGAGGCUGGCGGUGCCCGAGUGCGUGAGCCAGGCGGGGUGCUGGGCUGGUGGCGGCUCCGGGGAGCGCCGUGAGGUUUCUCCCGGGGUGAACACGGACGUACGGGCGGCCCUGGACCGCAUCCUGCCCGCCCUGCAGCGCUCCAUCGCCUGCGCCAAGCAGGCGGCCGGCCCCGCCGAGCUGAGGAAGGCGAUCGGCGAGGUUUUCCAGCUGGUGGAGGAGGCCUGGGGGAUGCCCACGCUGGGGAGGGACGUGGCCAAAGUGCUGUGCGACGUGAUCCGCCUGGAUGGAGGCCUGGACCUGCUGCUCAACCUGCUCUACACGGCGGAGCUGGAGACCAAGUGCCAGGCGGGGAAGCUGCUGGAGCAGAUCCUGGUGGCAGAAAACAGGGAUCGGAUCGCUCGGAUCGGUCUGGGGGUGAUCCUGAAUUUAGCCAAGGAGCGGGACGUGCCCCAGCUGGUGCAGAGCCUCUCGGGGAUCCUGGAGCACAUGUUCAAGCACACGGAGGAGACCUGCUCCCAGCUCAUCUCCGACGGGGGCCUGGAUGCCAUCCUCUACUGGUGCCGCUGGACGGACCCCGUCGUGCUGCGGCACUGCGCCAUGGCCUUGGCCAACUGCGCCAUGCACGGGGGGCAGGCCAACCAGCGCCUGAUGAUCGAGAAGAGGACGGCCGAGUGGCUUUUCCCGCUGGUGUUCUCACGGGACGACGAACUGAUCCGCCUGCACGCCUGCCUGGCCAUCACGGUGCUGGCUACCAACAAGGAGAUCGAGAAGGAGGUGGAGCGCUCGGGGACGCUGGCGCUCGUGGAGCCCUUCAUCGCCUCGCUGGACCCGGAGCGCUUCGCGUGCCGCAUGCUGGGCAGCAGCGACAACAGCCAGGGCAGGACGGCCGAGGACCUGCAGCGCCUGGUCCCCUUGCUGGACAGCUCGAGGCUGGAGGCGCAGUGCAUCGCUGCCUUCUACCUCUGCGCCGAGGCCGCCAUCAAAACCAGGCAGAAGCAAACGAAGAUUUUCAGCGAGAUCGGGGCCACGCAGAGCCUGAAGCGCGUGGUGUGCUACUCCACCAGCAGCACCACCUCCUCGCUGGCCAAAAAGGUGCUGCGCAUGAUAGGGGAGGAGGUUCCUCGGCGCAUCCUGCCCACGGUGCCCAACUGGAAGCCCUGCGAGGUGCAGACGUGGCUGCAGCAGAUCGGAUUCAACAAAUACUGCCAGAGCUUCCUGGACCACCAGGUGGACGGGGACAUUCUCCUGAGGCUGACGGAGGAGGAGCUGCAGGAGGACCUGGGGAUGGCCUCCAGCAUCACCCGCAAGAGGUUUUUCCGGGAGCUGACGGAGCUGAAAACCUUCGCCAACUACUCCACCUGCGACCGCAGCAACCUGUCCGACUGGCUGGGCGGCAUCGACCCCAGGUUCCGGCAGUACACCUACAACCUGCUGACCUGCGGCAUCAACCGCAGCUUCCUGCACCGCGUGACGGAGCAGCAGCUGCAGGACGACUGCCACAUCGCCACCGGCUUCCACCGCGUCCGCAUCCUCUCCGCCGCAAGGGAAACGCUUCACUCCCCUAUAACGCUGCAAACUGCGUCGGAUGGGACCGACGUGUUUAUCAGCUACCGGAGGAGCACCGGCUCGCAGCUGGCCAGCCUGCUGAAGGUCCACCUGCAGCUGCACGGCUUCAGCGUCUUCAUCGACGUGGAGAAGCUGGAGGCGGGGAAGUUCGAGGACAAGCUGAUCCAGAGCGUCCUGAGCGCCCGUAACUUUGUGCUGGUCCUCUCGCCCAACACGCUGGAUAAAUGCAUGGCAGACCCCGAGUGCAAGGACUGGGUGCACAAGGAGAUUGUGACGGCCCUGAACUCUGGAAAGAACAUUGUACCCGUUACAGACCAUUUUGAGUGGCCUGACCCAGAAACCCUCCCCAAGGACAUGAGGGCCGUCCUGAAAUUUAAUGGCAUCAAAUGGUCCCACGAGUACCAGGAGGCCACGAUCGACAAAAUCAUCCGCUUUCUCCAGGGCCGGUCCUCCCGGGACUCCUCGGCGGGGUCAGAGAACGGCCUGGACUGUUUGCCCUCUCUCGGGCAGACCUAGGAGCAGCUCGGCUGCCUCAGCCCCUCCGGAGACUUUCCAGGUGACCCCUUUUUACGUGGGGCCAAGUUUCUCCCUCUAGAUUUCCCCCCAUCCUAGUGCCGCCCCUACCCUCUCUCCCUCAGGACCUGACACCUCUUGGCUUGACACCAGGCCGUGGCUCAGGCAGCCAUGGGGCAUUAGCCCCCCCCUUCACCCUCCAAAUGCAAGCCCUUGGGGCUGAAAGGCCAGUGCUCCCUCGUAGGGUGCCCGGUGCGCCUCGAGGGCAGCCCCUGGGAUGGACAAGCCGUCUUUCAAGCCGUCCCUUGGGGCAGCAGGACUUGCAGGCUGAGCCUCCUGCAGUGCAGGGGGUGCAGGGGGGACCAGGACAGUCCAGCCCCCUGCAGAAGGCUGCAGCUCUCCCCAGAGAUGAAUCCAAAGAGGAGGCACCUCCCAAGGAGCUAAAGUUGUGGGAUUUUCAAGGGGUUCGUCACAGGAAGACA
Messenger RNA from Oxyura jamaicensis (ruddy duck), 2932 nucleotides. RefSeq names its product sterile alpha and TIR motif containing 1 (gene SARM1). NCBI's taxonomy places the organism in Eukaryota, Metazoa, Chordata, Aves, Anseriformes, Anatidae. Gene Ontology annotation, biological process: signal transduction; response to axon injury; negative regulation of MyD88-independent toll-like receptor signaling pathway. Gene Ontology annotation, cellular component: dendrite. Gene Ontology annotation, molecular function: NAD+ nucleosidase activity; signaling adaptor activity; protein binding. The record is from RefSeq and is a predicted model, not a curated record.